This is a messenger RNA of Periconia digitata, 738 nucleotides long. The record is from the annotation of a GenBank genome assembly. NCBI's taxonomy places the organism in Eukaryota, Fungi, Ascomycota, Dothideomycetes, Pleosporales, Periconiaceae.
UCAACCACCCUCAUGAUUUCAUCGUCGAUGAGGCAUCGAUUGAGCUCGAAAGUCCCCGUAUGUCCUAGAAUUGCGUGUCGUGGAGCGUCACAUAUCUCCAGAAAUAGUACCUAUUGGCCCCGACCUCUCUCACCUGCGAAAGCCCACCCGGAUCUGCACGAAGAGCUCUCCAAAUAUUUGCUUCGAACAAGUUUCCCUCAGUCCUCGAAAACAAGGCAACAUUUCAAUUCUAAGCUCCAAUUUCCUACAAAACACGACAAUAUGGCAUUUUUACUCCCAGGUCUUCGCCGUACUCUUAUUCUGAGCACUCCCCUGAUCCUCUCCGCACCACUCCUAGCACGCGUUCACCGUCAACCCAUCCUUUGCGAAGGCCCCGAUCCCUUCACCAAAAUCACUUCCGAUCUCAAGAACGACUAUGCCCAAAAUGCGCAAACGCCCAUCAUCAAAACUUCCGGAGCUCCAAAUCCACGUGCCCUCCGUCAAGUUAGUUUGGGAAGCAUCCUUGGUGUUUUGGCAGGCUUGGGUGUCAGUGUUUUCAGUAAGCCCUUGGCCAUAUUGAUAGGACUAGGCAUUGUGUGCGUACAGUUCCUGGAGUCUCGAGGCGUCCACAUCGUACCUUAUUCGUAUUUGCAACGCCGAUUUAAGCAAACCAAUGUGCGGUCCUUGAUGCAGAAUAACGUAGCAUUCAAGCUAUCGUUUGGUGCUACGUUUGCACUUGCCGCAUUUGCCGAGUUCUAA